GGGGGGGAGACACGCUACCCAUUCUACAUAAUUUUAUCCGUGAGUACGACGGCAUGCAGCGACGACCCCAAUGCUAUAUGCAUGCAUGGGUAGUGGCAUCAAAACAUUGAUUGAUUUUUUUUCUUAACUCAUGGUGAGGACAGAAAUAGAUACGUCUUAGCGACUGUGUUUUGUGUUUGCGCGAGGCAGAGAGUUCAUUGACGGCGAAAAACUAUUUCAAAUCCAUUUCUGCAUACUGGUACCCUAAACAUUUCGUUCAUUCAGAGUUUAUGGCUCAUUUGUGGCUUUAUUGACCUAUACAGGUACAGCAUGCACAGAACUGUCUCUGAAUGUUAAAGUAAUGACGAUCUACUUGAUUUGGAUCGCAACACAACAUUGUGUCCUGAUCAUGCCUAUUUAGUGAAUGACUCGAAAUGUCAUUAUUAAAAUUAUCAAAUAGGGAAUUACAUCAAUAGGGGCAUCACCCAUCUGUUCGAGUGUGCAUAGGAGGUGGGGUUAUGAUUAACGUGGUUUAUGCCUAUAUCAAUGGAAACAAUAUAUAUCUUCAUAAUAAUUUGUUUUCAAUCAAGUCAUUUUUACACUUUUUACGUUCAUUUUAUAACCACACGCAUGCUAACUGACUCAUUAGCUGUAAAUGUCGACAAGUUGGAAUACUACGUAAUAUACAACCAUUGAUGUCCACACAAAGCGGAUUGUUAUGAAUUUGACAACCGUAAGAACUGGGAAAUCCUUCUUCAUAAGCACAAAAGUCACUCAGUUCCAAACACGCACGGCUUUUUUUUAUGCUCCUGGAGUCAAAAUAUAAUUUUGCUGUAUCAAAAUAACUUCCUGCCUCGACAUUUAUCGGCAAACAAAAACAAUUAUUCGGCUGAGCCGUGUUUACUCGGCGGAUUUAUCCGGUGCCGUACCUCGGAAGGGCAGGCAAAAUAAGGUUACUAUAUUCAACCUUCUGCGAGCAGGUUUCAUGUGUCUCAACAUACGCCGCUGCGAGUGAAGGUGCCACCGAAUUGCAUUGAUAGACACGUUCUUGCAUUGUACGGCGGAGGGAAAAAGGCCAAAUGCGGAUGAAAUGUCGCCAAAAUGAGGAUUUAGAUAUCCAACAUGUAAUCGGAUCUCUGGGCAAACAUGGCGAGCGCACUCCGAGAGUGAGUGAUAGGGGGACGUUGUUUCCGUUCUUAUUGCUAGUUUGACUGAAGCCUGUAUUGCCAGGGAUUGCCAAGACAAAGUAAUACCAAAUAGAGUAAAAAUCUCGAGUCAAUAUCGGAAACUUUACAGAAAAUGGGUUCAUGAUUUUUAAGGGAAAGAUUUACUACUGCAAAUCAAUUCGAGAGUUCAGAAAUACGAGUGUUCGUUAAAAAUCAAUCGCCUUGCCUAUUUUCCUUCUCCAAUUCCCUCUUUCUUUCGGGUUAUUUGAAUGGUAUUUGCCACUUCAUCAUGGCUUAAGAGUGCAAUUGUCUGGCAUAAAGUUUUUCUGACAUAUCGCAGCUAGUGUACAAUGCUCUUAAUUCAUUAAUUUAUCUGACAUGAAAAGAAUGAUAUGUGUAUAAGCUAAUUCCUUCUUGAAUUGUGAUCAAAAUAUGAUAGAAACGUAUUAAAUAUUUCGACCCUAUUUAGUGAAAAGGGGGGAAAUUAUAUUUUUCGACAAGAAAAUUAUCAUCGUUGGUAACAAAAAAAGGAACACUGCCCUUUAUAUUGUCCAAAUGGAGAAAAGUGCGCACUUUCGUGUCCAUUUAUUAUCCCUUUAGGUGAUUAAUAAAAAUCAAAACAAUUAAAUAUAAUGACAGAGACGAUUUAUAUAUUGACUCAAGCAAGCAAACAGACAAACAUAAACCCACACAAAUAUUUUGUGGUUGAUUACUUCCCUCCCAAUGUACACUGGUUUAUUGAUUGAAAACAAAAUAUGCAGAUAUUUAUUUGUCAGUGAAUCCUGCACUUUUAGCGCUAUGCGUUUUAUUAUUCUAACAACACAAAUACUAACUUACACAGUGAUGAUGAUAAAACUUCUAUCUAUAUUUCCACAACUUAAUAUUUUACUGUUAUUAUUUGAAAGAAUCAUACAACACGUCAUGGGACCAGCGUCUGGAAAUUAGUACAAUUAUUGCCAGUUUGCCAAUAAUUUAUUGUUAUUAUUUUAUGAAUUUGUCACAUCCGAUCAAUGAUUUUUAUCAUUAUUGCUGAUUUCUAUUUUUAUUUAAUAUAUUGUCAUGAAAUAAAAUUAUCAUACUUCAUGGGGUAGUAACUUUAAAUCAUUUACUUUCUCGUUUCAACAUUUUUGUGACAAUUGUUCUUUAAUUUCUGUCUUCAAACAGGUCAUGGGGGCGUAAAUCAACUAGGGGGUGUGUUCGUUAACGGUAGACCGUUGCCCGAUGUCGUCCGCCAGCGCAUUGUCGACCUCGCACACAGUGGCGUCAGGCCGUGCGACAUCUCAAGACAACUACGGGUCUCACACGGUUGUGUAUCGAAAAUUCUCGGCAGAUAUUAUGAAACCGGCUCAAUACGACCUGGUGUAAUUGGAGGCAGUAAACCCAAGGUAGCGACACCGAAGGUGGUGUCGAAGAUUGCCGAUUAUAAACGACAAAACCCGACCAUGUUUGCCUGGGAGAUUCGGGAUCGGCUGUUGGCCGAGGGCGUGUGCGAGAAAGACAACGUCCCCAGUGUCAGUUCGAUAAACAGGAUUGUAAGGAACAAACUCGGAGACAAGAAGCUCGAUGAGCAUCAAACGGGAUGUCUUCCGACUUCCGGUUCCCCUCCAUCCUCCCUUAUCCACCCUGGAGACCCAGAGAGGACGGGCUCCUCCUACUCCAUCAACGGGAUCCUGGGCAUCCCCAAGCAGGAGAAGAGGAUCAAGGGAGAACUCUACCCAGGUAGGUUAAGCUGAUAAUACAUUAUUGUGGUGCUGCUGCUGAUGAUGGUGGUGAUGUUGGUGGUGUUGGUGGUUGUGAUGGUGCUGCUGAUGAUGCAUGGUGGUGGUGGUGAUGCUGAUGGUGCUUGCUAGUCAUUCUAGUGAUGGUUGUGAUGGUGCUGCUGAUGUUGCAUGGUGGUAAUUAUAUAUGUGAUGGUGCUGCUGGUAAUGGUGGUGAUGCCGGUGAUGGUGCUGCUGAUGUUUAAUGGUAGUGGUGGUCGUGGUGGUGGUGAUGGUGGUGAUAGUGCUGCUGCUGAAGAUGGUGGUGCCGGUGGUAGUGAUGUUGCUUGUGGUUAGGGGCGGUGCAAGAUUUCAUGAAAACCACAAAAACCACUGGAAAUUGAUUACGUAGAAGUCUCAAAGUCAUAUUUUGAUGGUGGUGGUGAUGAUAAUGAUGUUGUUGAUGAUGAUGAUGAUGGAAAUAAUAACGGCGAUGAUGGAAAUGAUGACGGUGAUGAUAAUGGUGAUGGAAAAGUUAAUGCUUCUGCUUCCGUUGUUGAUGAUGAUGGUGAUGAUGAUGAUAUAAUAGAUAAUGGGAUAUAUCACCGUUAAAUGUUUAAUACCGUCAAUCAUUUUUUUCCUUCAUUUUACCGUUUGUUGGUUGUAACGAUAUUGCACACCAAAGCAUGGGAUCAAUUACCUACAUAUACACAAUCAUCAUCUGCAUUAUUAAUUUGCAUAUCUCCGGCUAAUCUGAAUAGAUACUGGAUGACCCGUCUCUGGCCUCCAAUUCUCAUUAACGUGACUCACUAAUGACCCUCUCCAGCUCCAUCCGACGGCGUUGGCCAUAAAAAUGCCGGUGCUUUAAUGGCAUCAAUUUUGCAGAGCCAAUGCGAGAUCCAAUAUUUCAUGAUAAUUUUGUUCCCCUUUAUAUUUUCCAUCCCAAUUUUUUUAUCGUGGAAAUGGGCAGAUUGGUCCUAUAUUCUCUCUGACAUUUGAGAGUUAUUUUGUUUGGCUUCUUGGCGUUAUUGGCUCCCCGAUUGCUUUAUCAACAAUAGCGCUUCCAUCAUUGUAAAUCUGUCUUUGGGGAUAUCCGGCAGGAUUUAUGUAUUUCAAAAUAUAAAAUUAGGUUAGGUUUGUUUUCUGAAAGGCAAAAGGGAAAUGUUCUGAAAACUUCUGUCCGUUAAGACGGUUUUACUCUCUCUUUUUUUUUGGGGGGGGGGUGCUGGACGGGGAUAAAAAUAGUUGUUAGAGAAAUAUAGGAACAGAAGGUUUAUGGUAUCUAAAGGUACAAAAUGACACGAAGGAGGAAUGAGCAAAGAAAAAAAGUGUUGGGAAUGUUGUUUUAUAUAUGCCUACAGAAGAUUGUAAAACCCUCAGGGAACACUUCACAUGAUUUUUUUUCUUUUGCACUGUAAAUGGACAAAUGAUAGAGGUGUUUAUUCUUAACAAAUCGUAUUUAAUUGAUGGCUGGAAGUGAUCGCGAUUCAAGUUGGUAAGGAGAACAAUAGUAAUGCAAACAACCCUCUCAACUCGCGGCGCACUGCCACUUAAGAUCUUAAGAGGAGGAGAAGGAUGGAUGAGGUAAGAGGCGGCAGGGGGGGGGGGUAGGGGAUAGAGGAUGAUUCUAAGAUGCUUGGUAGAGAUUACAUUUAAACACUUGACUUGAUGUGGUAAGGGUUCAACGGCUACCAUGAUGGUCGUAGAGAUACGGCAGACGUGAAGAAGGCUAAGAAACAGAACCAUCGUGGCGUGUCAUAAUUAUAGACCGUAAGUCAACAGAACUCGUGUUGUUAUUGCGCCUUUCCUACAUCCAUUCGAUCCGGACUUGACACUUCGCAACUCCCAUAUCCCACCAAAGGGCCUUAUCCACGCUUGAUUUAAAAGUAUUUAAAGACUCGUUCUUAUCUCACUAACCCUUCCCGUUUCCCCCCUCGCCGUCUCCGUGAAACAUCCAUCUCCAUUCACGUUGCCUUUCAUCUCGCUGGCGAGAUGGGGGCUAAUAAUGUCGCCCUGGGCAGUAAUUUACACUUCAUCAGCCUCUGGUAGUAGCGAGAAGCUAUAAUUUUGUCAUUUAAGCGAGAUAAAGUACGUUAUUAAAAGUCGAAACCUCCAGGGGCUUUUUUCGGCGUACAAGAGGCCGCACCUUUGUAGCAUGUACCCAUCCCAGUGCGUGGAAUGGCGGUGCGUCGCGCAGACGGAUGUGGGUAAGUUUACGUCGGGGGUAACGCGUGGCGCCUCUCUGAUACCAGGAAGGGUAUAACAUAGCGUAUAAGGGGGUAGGAAAAGGGACCGGCCGUCGUGUUUUACCCUAAGAUGUGUUCAUCUGAGCGUCUCCAACUCUCGGUUGCUCUGGGAUCCAUCUGCCACUGCAUUCCUCUAUUCAAGGCUGAGUAACAUCGUAAUGUCGGCAUGGCUAACGGUACUAUUACUGUUUGUGUUUCAACGUCAAGGGUAUUAGUGUCUACAUGACUUGCCUUUUCCCCCUUUCAACAUCCCCUCCUGAGAAUUCCUUUAAUUAAGCCCCUUUCGGUUUAUUAACUCAAGAACGUCCUGUGAGAAUCUUAGACCGUAAUAAGUAAACUCUUCCAUUCAGUCAAACACAGAAUGACCAAAUAAACGAUAAAACAUGAAUAAAGUUACUGCAAUAUUUAUGACAAGCUCUUGGCAACUAGUGCACACUCUUAUCGUCCCCACUUUGUACCAUUUGAUCUUAUUUUUGUAUUCUGAAAGUAAACUCAUUUUCUGAAUUGUUUAUGUUUGUGUUUUCGAUUCCUCCAUCUCUAAUUCGUCCCUUUUCCUAGUGCCAUCUGGCGAUCCUGUUUGAAUUCGAAUUAUGAUUAGUUAAAUACCUACUAUCAACACCAACACCA
Messenger RNA from Lytechinus pictus (painted urchin), 5715 nucleotides. RefSeq names its product paired box protein Pax-2-like. Gene Ontology annotation, molecular function: RNA polymerase II cis-regulatory region sequence-specific DNA binding; DNA-binding transcription factor activity, RNA polymerase II-specific. The coding region runs from base 2588 to 2878 and encodes 96 amino acids. NCBI's taxonomy places the organism in Eukaryota, Metazoa, Echinodermata, Echinoidea, Temnopleuroida, Toxopneustidae. The record is from RefSeq and is a predicted model, not a curated record. Gene Ontology annotation, biological process: regulation of transcription by RNA polymerase II; anatomical structure development. The transcript has 3 exons.